CCAAAAGUAUGCCGGGUUUUUGUGUCAAGUUUUCUUCUUUUUGAGAGCAAUAAGAAAUAGUUAAAAGCUCGGCAGAUGUAUUGGUACAUAAAUUGUACGUGAGAGAUACACUUUUGGAAGCCGAUGAAAUAUAUUGCACAAGUAAUAUUGAUCAAAACAAGGAACAUAGUUUUAUUAUAUCUCUGCGAAUCAUGACUGCUUCGCGGCUUUUCGUUCUCGAAGAUAUGUUCAAGUUUAACCACAUUGUGAUGGACCCCUUGGUGGAAGUGUACUCCUUGCCGUUCCUAAUUCCCAAGAUUCUGGAGUCGCCCGAACUGGUUAUUGCGGCCGAUGCUCCUGGCGACCGUCUCAUCGGCUUCAUCCUGGGAACACGCGUCGAGGAUGCGACUGAAUUUCUAAGAGACGGAAAGCAUAUGAGCUGGAGUCAUGGACACAUCUCUGCCCUGGCUGUGGCCCAUGAUUAUCGAAAACAGGGCUUGGCCACUCGGCUCCUAGCAACUGUUAAGGAUUUGAUGGAUCGUCAGAGGGGCUUUUAUGUAGAUCUAUUUGUGCGGGAGAAGAAUACAAAUGCCAUUGGGCUCUACGAGUCCCUGGGCUAUGUGAAAUAUCGCUGGAUGCCUCAGUUUUAUGCCGACGAUCAUGGAUAUGAAAUGCGACUGCCCCUGUCCCGCGAUGUGGAUAGGAAGUCUUUAGAGGGAAUUAUGAUUAACAAAUUCUUCAGCUUCGGCAGUAAGCUGUACUACCUGCUGAUGCUGUACAUAUUCGGAAUUGCCAGUAUAAUUAUUGGUGGCAAAAUGGUGGAGUAGGCAAUGGUAGCUGCACAAAACUAUUAAACUGUAUCAAAAUAUAUACAUUAAACCAUUUAGGAAACAUCCAGAAAAAGUUCAUUGCACUCGCCUGCCAUCAUUCAACUAAAAGUUUGACCAAAUCGCUGGAAGUAAAAAAUGAAGACCAGAGAAUGUAUGUCAGAAAGCAUAUGGAAACAAGAUUUGUUUAUAUGACAACAUUGAACCAGAAUUUUCAAAUGCUGUGCGUUUCAAGUUGCGCAAAAUGGCAAAUUGUGAAAAUCAUUGCGCGUGUUUCAGACACAUGCCCCAGCCAGACUACACUUUAUAUUUAAAUAUAUACAUUUUCUAAUUUGUUUGCUUUUGAGAAAUGUAGCUAAUAAAAAAGACAACAACGACAGCCUUGACCAUCUCGAAA
Messenger RNA from Drosophila yakuba, 1203 nucleotides. RefSeq names its product N-alpha-acetyltransferase 20 (gene Naa20B). The record is from RefSeq and is a predicted model, not a curated record. Gene Ontology annotation, molecular function: protein-N-terminal amino-acid acetyltransferase activity. The transcript has 2 exons. Gene Ontology annotation, biological process: N-terminal peptidyl-methionine acetylation. Gene Ontology annotation, cellular component: NatB complex. NCBI's taxonomy places the organism in Eukaryota, Metazoa, Arthropoda, Insecta, Diptera, Drosophilidae. Bases 192 to 806 code for a protein of 204 amino acids.